Molecule: messenger RNA, 1952 nt
Organism: Sphaerulina musiva SO2202
Lineage: Eukaryota; Fungi; Ascomycota; Dothideomycetes; Mycosphaerellales; Mycosphaerellaceae
Exons: 3
Coding region: 243-1190 (315 amino acids)
Source: RefSeq, a predicted model, not a curated record
GUGGUGAUGACCACCUGAUGUGCUGCUGUUGUGGCCACGAUCCAUGGAUGGGCUUCAGAAGAAGGUACAUGUAUGGACGUUGGCGUGUCGUGACGUUCCUGGUACCGUCCAGUAUGUACAUGUACCUGUAAUGGAUUUCGGCUAUACCGGCACGCGUGAUAUAUGAUCUUCCAACUUCCAAUCUUCCCGUCGUGUUGUUGCUCGAUCCUGCCGUGCCACGAUACGAGAACAGCAGCGCCAUCAUGGCAAACCCGGCGAACAGAUGUAUCUUUCUGGAACUGCCCGUUGAGCUCCGCCUCGAGAUCUACUCAUAUGCCAUCCUGGAUUGCAAGAACAUCACCAUCGGCACUGCAAAGCUCGUAGGCUGGCCGCCCGAUAUCGUCUACCGCCUCUAUGGCGAGUCACGCGUUCCCCAUCCCGGAAUCCCCGCGCAACACGAGCCUGUUGUCGAGACCGAUUAUUGCCCUACGCUCCUCUCUGCUACGAAGCCUGCGACCAUACCAGCAAACACCGAACCCCCCGAGACCACAUAUGCCCACACGCAAACCGCAUAUCACACAGUGUCUCUGCUCAACAGGCAGAUUGCAGAAGAGCUCAGAAGCCACUUCGCCGUCCCGACGCGCAGGGAAACUUCUCUCUUCGUGAGCUACCCAUAUGGCCUCCAUAUCCUUCAUACCACCACCCCUCAGCUGCUGCGCCAAUCGAAGAGUGUCCACUUAGCAGGAAUAUACACGCCGCGCCUCUCCUGUUCUGAUAGUGCGGCAUCUCUAGGCCCAGCACAAGCACCAAAGCAGGCAAAGCUGCAUGGAGAUGUAGUACCAGACUCAGAAAAACAGCUCGAAGACCUCUUCCGCUUCGCCUUCGGCCCGACGCCGAAGCAACAGAUGGAGAUGAUCGAUAUGAGGAUAUACUAUCCAGGGGGCGACUCCUAUAGCGCUAUCUGGAGUGACGACAAAUCGCCCAUUGUCGUUGCAUUGCAGAAUAUCGGUUAUGCUCGGAUUGGCGUGGACGUAUGGCGCGGUUCGAAUGGCAUCGGAAUGCGCUUGACCGCCAGGCCAGCCACGGCGAACGAGCGGGUGGUCACCAACGGCCUUCAUAAGCUUUACGAGGGCGGCGGAGGAGAUUUCCCUGCACACGGCAGCUGGAUAGUUGACCCUGAGUGGCCUGCUUAUACCGUAUCGGAGAGAUAGAGGACAGACGCGACUGCUGUCUUUACAUCUGCUUGACGUCCUCACUGCAAUUCAAAAGAAAACAGUACUGUCUCAAUGGAUCAGGAUGGCACCAGUGGCUGAAGUUCAGCCUGGGCUGCUCGUAGUGCUGGAACGAGAGGAAUUAUGCUCUCCUACUCAGAGCGAAUCUCUUGGUAACAGAACGAGAGAGUGGUAUCUUGACAGUAAGGUCAACUGAGAACAACACCCCGCAUGCCUGAUGUUGCUCCGAUGGGUCGCUUCCUGACAACAGCAAUAUCGAUUUUGUGUCUCAUACUGCUGUGCAGCUCGCUUGAGUCGCUACACGACAUGCUACAAUACGCAUGCGAGUGACCAUCACCAGGAGUCACUUGGAGCCACUCAGAAGCCGUUCACGCAGUGAUUCGUGUCUUUCUUAAGCUUUUAUUAAGAAUGUAUGCUCCAAGCCGCCUUCUUCCGAGCAGAUACGUCGAUAAGACGUGAUUGACAUGGCAAGUUUGCUCAGCACGAAUCAGCUGCCUAUACAGCUGCAGAUACUCAUUUCAAUCACUCACACAGCAUGCCUGUUACUUCGCUAGGUCUACAGACCUGGCGCCAAGUACAGCUUACGAACGACUACAACAUAUGUCAUAUAUCAUUAUAUCAACUGAUUCCAAGCAGGAAGUCAGCAAUCCCUCACACAAUACAGUACGGUUACACGAUGUUUCUCCUGGUCGUGCUACAACUGCAGUGCGAAGUCCAACGUCACGUCAAAUGUAUGUCACG